GUCACAGCGCUGAGUCAGAGGUUGUGUACGUCAUCACACCGCGCUGCAGGCACGCUUUGCCGGUGCGGAUCUGGCGCUGUUCUGUGUGGACUUUGCGUGUGUUUAGGGGAAAAUGUCGGUGUUUCACGACGAAGUGGAGAUCGAGGACUUUGAAUACGACGAGGAUACGGAGACGUAUUACUUCCCGUGUCCCUGCGGAGAUCGCUUCGCCAUCACCAAAGAGGACCUGGAGAACGGGGAGGAGGUGGCGACAUGUCCGAGCUGCUCGCUCAUCGUUAAAGUCAUCUACGAUAAGGAUCUUUUCCAGGUUGGAGAAAUCAUUGAAGCUCCGUCACACGCCAAACUGGAGGUCGCUCAAUCCUGAACCUUCUCACCUUUGACCUCACAGAGACCCCGGUUUAACCAUUUCCCGUUUCCCAUCUCGACGCUCUGUUCAAGUGGUGCUGGGAAACGCCAGACUUUCACUGCCUCCUGUAUUUCCUCCAGAUUUAUCUUGAAUGAAAUCACACUUGAUCCAGAUGAAAUCUUUCAGAAGACGCAAGGUCACGACGUUCAUGUGUUUGAUGGACUUCCUGCGGAUUAUGUGGGAGGACGAGCGUCUAGCCGAGGCAUUUGCUGUGAACAGAUGAAGGUUGCGCUUUAAAAAAAACAAAGCGUUGGUUCCUGCCUCAACCUCGCCGCUCUUAAUGCACAUUCAGUCUUCCACUUUAAAGCUCAGGAGGACGAAGGAAGCUCCAUGUUAGGACUGGCAGGUUUCUUUAGAGCUUUUAUUUUGUAGUUUUCAGAUAUUUUAAUAUAUAUAUAUAUAUUUAUAUAAAACCUCCACAUACAGAGAGCCCAGGCACCCUCUCUAGGACAAACUGUGUGAUGACACAAUUACUGAAUCAGUAAUGUUUCGAUCGAUCAGCUGGCGUGUACUGAUUGGCUCCAUGGCGUCUCCGUGUGGUCAAUAAAGUUUUUACUUAAA
This is a messenger RNA of Oreochromis niloticus (Nile tilapia), 967 nucleotides long. RefSeq names its product diphthamide biosynthesis 3 (gene dph3). Gene Ontology annotation, molecular function: metal ion binding. The transcript is spliced from 3 exons. Lineage: Eukaryota; Metazoa; Chordata; Actinopteri; Cichliformes; Cichlidae. Gene Ontology annotation, biological process: protein histidyl modification to diphthamide. Bases 113 to 364 code for a protein of 83 amino acids. The record is from RefSeq and is a predicted model, not a curated record.